Molecule: messenger RNA, 862 nt
Organism: Suillus fuscotomentosus
Lineage: Eukaryota; Fungi; Basidiomycota; Agaricomycetes; Boletales; Suillaceae
Product: retrieval of early ER protein Rer1
Exons: 5
Coding region: 125-652 (175 amino acids)
Biological process (GO): protein retention in ER lumen; retrograde vesicle-mediated transport, Golgi to endoplasmic reticulum
Cellular component (GO): Golgi membrane
Source: RefSeq, a predicted model, not a curated record
AAAUAUGCCUUCUGCGGCAAAUUCGACAUCGUCACUGCUUGCACCGACAAGCUAACAAAAAUUCAUUGACAGUCAUUCAAUUCUCGGUCUUCGGUCCUUUAUCCUCGUCACGAUUUCUGUUAAAAUGAUGUCUUCGGAUGAACCUGGUACAACCCCUUUCCACUCCGCACAAGCAUCAUUCUCGAAGUUCCAGCGCCAAUAUCAACAAACACUUGACCGAUGGACUCCUCACGUUCUUCAGCGAUGGUUGGCGACUUUCUGUCUACUUGCGCUCUUCAUGCUUAGGAUUGUGCUGUCCCAGGGGCCCAAGUUCGACCCUUCACUUGAGGAUGAUCUUCUUGCGGAUGAGAUUGAAGAGGGCGGCGAUCAAAGUGUGCCUGUGCUUCCCUCUCAGCGAGAUGACGAGUUUAGACCUUUUGUGAGAAGACUUCCCGAAUGGCAAUUUUGGCUAAGUGCAACAAGGGCCACUGUUGUAUCGCUCUUCUGUACCGUGUCAGAGGUCUUUGAUGUACCAGUCUACUGGCCGAUCCUCGUGGUCUACUUUUGCGUUCUCUUCGCAUUGACAAUGCGUCGGCAAAUUCAGCACAUGAUCAAGUACAAGUACAUUCCGUUCGACAUAGGGCGCAAGGCACGUUACGAUUUUGGAUCAUAAUGCACGACUAUGUUUAUUGCUGUACCAUUCCCAUGAUUUUUGAUGUCCGCAAAGUUUUCCGAGGCGGUGUUAGGAUACGGUAUGGACUUAUGGCGCUCAUAAUCUGCUUGUUAUUGCUGGCACUUGUUACUUGGCAGUUUGAAAUAUAUGGCUGGUGAGCUAUCUAGUUGAUAACUUUCGGCUGAAAUCUGUUUUAGAGUAUGAGCGAUG